AUGUCUAAGGGAUUAAUCUUCAUUACUGGGGCCUCUGGCUUUAUUGGAAGUGCCACUGCCGUGGAAGCUCUAAAGGCCGGAUAUCAACUACGAGUUUGUCUUCGCAAGCCCUCGGACCACCUGCAGACUUUGCUGUCACAGUACAGCAAGCAGAUCGAAUAUGUCAUCAUUCCAGACCUCACCGAUGAAACGGCAUUCAGUGGCAAGCUGGACGGUGUGGAGUUUGUGCUCCACCUUGCAUCUCCUCUUCCUCAUGGCACCGACAAGGAAACGUACUUCACUCCAGCGGUCAAAGGAACCACUGCCUUGCUGAAGGCGGCAGCCAAGGUACCGAGCAUCAAGAAGAUCGUGAUAACCUCAUCCUCGGCUGCUUUGGUUCCAUUGGCUGGUCUUCCAGAUGGUGGAGUUAUCAAAGAGGACAAUGAUUGGAAUCUCUCAGUCGAUGAAAGGGGAAGUUUCGAGGACCCCGCAAACCCGGCUGCAACACCCAUGAUACUGUACAUGGCUUCCAAACUGCUUGCAAACAAUGCAACCUGGGACUUCUGGAAAACAGCCAAACCUCAGUACGCCUUGGUCUCGAUGCACCCAGGAUAUGUGUAUGGCCCCAAUCUCGUGCAAACAUCUGCGGCAGGAAUUAUGGGAGGGUCCAACUCGGCUCUAUGGGGAUUUAUCAUGGCAGGCACCCCGACUGGGUUUUUGACGGCAGUGCAUGUUCAGGAUGUAGCCGAAGCGCAUAUCAGAGCGCUAGACCCGAAGAUCGUGGAUGGCUCGAAGUAUCUGUUGGUUGGAGAAAGUACUACAGUGCCAGAGAUUGCGCGGUUUGUGAAAAAGCGUUACCCAGAUGCUGGAUCCGUCAUCACCGAGGAUGCGCAAGGUGUGUUGGACCGAACCAAUACGACCAAGGCGGAGACAGAGCUUGGAAUGAAAUGGCGCCCAUUCGAGGACAUAGUGCAGGGGGUGAUGGAUCAGCAGCUUGGUUUUCUCAAGAAUGCAUCGGGUGAGAUUUGA
Molecule: messenger RNA, 1008 nt
Organism: Aspergillus candidus
Lineage: Eukaryota; Fungi; Ascomycota; Eurotiomycetes; Eurotiales; Aspergillaceae
Product: NAD(P)-binding protein
Exons: 2
Coding region: 1-1008 (335 amino acids)
Molecular function (GO): oxidoreductase activity, acting on the CH-OH group of donors, NAD or NADP as acceptor
Source: RefSeq, a predicted model, not a curated record